AUGGCACCCAGGCCGAUAUUAAAGCCACGGUGCCAUAACUGCAGACGAAGGAAAAUAAAGGUAGAUUGCGAUUACCAGCAACCAUGUUGCGGCCAAUGUCGCUGGUCGCUCCUGCAAUGUGAAGGCUAUAAACAGGACUUGGUUUUUAUUUCGCACAAUGUUGCUCGCCAGGCGUCUCGAUCGUCAUUGCCAUCGUUAUCGGUGUGCCCUAGUCCAGGGGUGCACAAUCGUCAAAACAUCUUCGACUACUUUCUCAGCCAGUAUCUGCCCGAAGCGCCUCUGAAUCACUCUUCCUCGAUCAAAUGGUUUAGCCACCUGCCGCCUCGGCCGUCCGAGUGCCCUGCUCUUGACAGCAGCACCAAUGCGCUUGGCGUGACCAUGCUUGGUCGCAAGACUGGGGAUCAUAACCUGAUUUACAACGGCCUGAAGCUUUACGGGGAUUCUCUUGCCACUUUCCGAUCUUGGCAAGUCAGACAUCGAACGGGUCGCUGGCACGAAAGCUUGUUAGUGGCGAUGGUACUGCAAUUGUUUGAGGUUCGAUUACUCGCUGUUGAAUGCACCCCGCACAGCGCAGGGAAUUGGCUGAGCCAUUCAAAAGGGAUCUUGGUACUCUUACGAGCGGCGGGACCUACCGCCUGGCAAAAGACCGUUGCGACUAUCUUGUUGGAGGAGCCUACCUUCCUGGCGUCCGACGACUGGUGUCAGCUGCCAUGGGCGACAUUCCCAAAGGACGAUGCGCACAUACUGAUCGAUACGCUGCUCCGAAUCCCCGGGCUGUUGUUUCUCUCCAACAACACUGCCCGAAAGCUACGUGAGGGCAACAAAGCUGGGGCCGCGGAAGAUGAGCAGCAGCUGCAUCGCGUAUGCCAGGAUAUUGAUAUGGCCCUGUGCGAAUGGCACGACAUUGCACGGAAGAGCGGAUACCUGGGCAAACUCCGCGACUUCACGGAUGCACACCAUCUACCAUUCAGCGACAUCAUGGAGUUUAGAGACGUGAUGCAGGCACAGAUGAUGCUGUUCUAUUGGACAGGUAGACUUUUGGCACAUGAUGCUGCCCAACGAGUCGAGCAGGCAAGACUCGCCAUCGGCUUGGAAGCCAGGAAACUCCAAUGCGAUGGACGUACGUUUGGGGAUGCUGCUGACAAUAUCUGUCGGUCAGUGGCAUAUUGUCAGAAGGAAUCCAACGGCAUGUUGGGCAUGCAACUGAGUACGCUUCCGUUACGAACCGCCGAGCACUUCUAUCAAAGCACUGGGGAGGCGGAGAAAGCGCUCUGGUGUCGCCGCUGCGUAUUGAUGAAAGCCAAGGACAGCUUUCUGUUAGUGUCUGGGGCGCCAGCGCCUUCGAGGAAUGACACCCGACAACAUGAAGUGUCCCAAGGCCGCCUGGUGAGUUGA
This is a messenger RNA of Purpureocillium lilacinum, 1395 nucleotides long. Lineage: Eukaryota; Fungi; Ascomycota; Sordariomycetes; Hypocreales; Ophiocordycipitaceae. The record is from RefSeq and is a predicted model, not a curated record.